Molecule: messenger RNA, 1573 nt
Organism: Oreochromis aureus
Lineage: Eukaryota; Metazoa; Chordata; Actinopteri; Cichliformes; Cichlidae
Gene: ap5s1
Product: adaptor related protein complex 5 subunit sigma 1
Exons: 3
Coding region: 101-703 (200 amino acids)
Biological process (GO): endosomal transport; double-strand break repair via homologous recombination
Cellular component (GO): late endosome; lysosome; AP-type membrane coat adaptor complex
Source: RefSeq, a predicted model, not a curated record
CAACGCGGAAGUGCUUAAAAUCAGCACUGUAAACAACGAUUCAGAAGAAAUAAAGUAAAAAGCUCUGUUUGGAGGACUUUUUCUCCCCUAGUACGAGAACAUGGUUCGGUGUUUCCUCAUCCACACCGUGUGCCCGGUGAGUGCUCUGUCUGCCGGGGAGAGCCGUGUUCUUUACUCCCGGGUUUUCGGUCCAGAUGACGGAGUCCUGUCCGAGCGGCACCGAGAGCUCAGCCCGGAGGAAAGAAGGCUCCUGCAGAAGGAGAAGGUGGCCGCAGUAGCCAGACAAGUCCGGAGUGCUGUCUCUCUGUCCCGGGAAUCCUCGGGUCGGCUGAUAGUGGAGACGAUGCCGGGCGAAGAGAAUCUGGCCCUGCAGGACGCAGACUGCGGCGUGGUGCGGCUCAGAGCCGGAGACCCCUUCUCUGAGGAGACGAGCGCUCUGUGGCUGGGGGUUCAGAGUCUGGGCUUCACGCUCGUCUGUGAGCCCCACGAGAACCUGCUGCUGGCUGAGGGAACACUACGCAACCUGACCCGCCACUGCCUGGAGCACCUGCACAUGCUGGGGCAAGGGAGCGAGGUCCUGUUGAAGAGCAACCGGAUCGACGUCCUGCUCAGUCGCCUGCUUCCUCACGGGCAGCUGCUCUUCCUCAACCACCGCUUUGCCCAGAGUUUGGAAAAGGAAGUAGCGGCUUAUAUGGCCAAAUAAAGCCAAGCAGCCACGGUUGCCAUUUUCAGGGAGGGCGGGCUAUCAUUUACAGCUACUUCUAGGUAUAUCUGCUGGCUUCCAAGCAAACAAGCCCUCUGUCACUCACCUCCGGUGACAUUUCCACGCUGGAAGACGAAGAGCGGACUACCAGCUGCUGCUGGUGCUGCUGCUGUUGUUAGAGAUUGCAUGAUGUGUAAACACACAGAGUGGUAAAUACCUGCCUCAUCCACUUGCAGCUCACUCUUGGCUGUUUACUGUGUGGGUGGCUUCACUUCAAAUCCUGUUUGUCAAAUUGAAGAGUGGAAAGAAAAAUGUGGCAGAUUAAAGAGUGCAGUCGCAGAGGCCAGUUAAGACGUACUUGUCAGCAUCAAAGCCUGCUAUUUAUCUGAUUCACCAUACUUGAAAUGUCACAGUGUGACCUUGAGGAGCCAGACUUGACCCUUUUUUGUGCUUUUUGAGAUUUCAGUGAGUAUAAAUGAAAUCUCGGAGUGUUAUUGCCUUAUUGUAACUCCUCAUAAGACCUUACAUUUCCUACUACUCAUCAGGAUAGCGAAUGGGUUUUUAAAAAAAGUGUUUUGGGAGAACAAGAACACAGUAUGAAUCAUCUUAAAGAAAUGCACAAUAGAAAGGGAAGAGCAAAAGAUCUGGAUCUGAGUUGUUUUAUGACAAUUUGAAGCAGAAAUGCUGCAAUGCCAGUGAUGCUAAGGACAAUGGACAGGGCAGGAAGCGAGGAGACGUUUGGAUAAACUAUUAUGAAUGAAAGCAGAAAUGUUGGCAUGCAGAACAUGGAACAAAACAUGAGGAAAUGAUGACAAGUAGACCUACAAACACAAACAUCCUGACUCAACAAAUAAAAAAUGUAUACCUGUG